This is a messenger RNA of Salarias fasciatus (jewelled blenny), 1705 nucleotides long. Its product is annotated as non-POU domain containing, octamer-binding. The record is from RefSeq and is a predicted model, not a curated record. Bases 118 to 1449 code for a protein of 443 amino acids. Lineage: Eukaryota; Metazoa; Chordata; Actinopteri; Blenniiformes; Blenniidae. Gene Ontology annotation, molecular function: RNA binding. The transcript has a single exon.
CAAUAGCGCCGCGGCUGCGUCGCCAUUUUUGCUUCUCUUUGUGCGCACGGUCCGCCCAGCGUUAGCCUCAUUUUAACGAGUUAUUUCUGCCUGGGGUUUUAAUCCUGCUACGGCGAAAUGCAAGGAAACCGAGGCCCCCAGCAAAACCACGGCCCCAACCGCCCGGGGGAGCAGAAGAAAUCCGGCGGGAUGAACACGAACGGCCAGCAGCCGGAGCCCUGCGAGCCGACCAACCCGAACGAGGCCUUAACCCUGGACCUGCAGAGCUUCAGGAAGCCCGGGGAGAAGACCUUCACCCAGCGCAGCAGGCUGUUCGUGGGAAACCUGCCCACCGGAAUGUCCGAGGAGGAGCUGGAGAAGCUGUUCGCCAAGUACGGAAAAGCGAGCGAGAUCUUCAUCAACAAGGAUCGAGGUUUCGGGUUCAUCCGCCUGGAGACGAGGAUCAUCGCCGAGAUAGCCCGAGCCGAGCUGGAUGACACUCCGUUCAGAGGCAGACCUAUACGAGUGAGGUUUGCAACACACGGGGCUGCUUUAACUGUUAAGAAUCUGCCAGAGUUUGUGUCCAAUGAGCUCCUGGAGGAGGCCUUCGCCGUGUUCGGUCAGAUAGAAAGAGCAGUGGUCAUAGUGGAUGACCGGGGGAGGCCCACAGGGAAGGGGAUCGUGGAGUACACCUCGAAACCAGCUGCAAGGAAGGCUCUGGAUAAGUGUGGUGAUGGUGCCUAUCUUCUCACUUCUUUCCCCCGCCCCAUCAUAGUGGAGCCCAUGGACCAGUAUGAUGAGGAUGAAGGGCUGCCUGAAAAGCUAAUAAACAAAAACCAGCAGUACCACAAAGAGCGAGAGCAGCCACCUCGGUUUGCUCAGCCUGGAUCCUUCGAGUACGAGUAUGCCAUGCGCUGGAAGGCCCUGAUGGAGAUGGAGAAGCAGCAGUACGAGAUGGUUGACCGCAACAUGAAGGAGGCUCAGGAAAAACUGGAAGCCGAGAUGGAGGCUGCCAGACAUGAGCAUCAGGUGAUGCUGAUGAGGCAGGACCUGCUGAGGAGGCAGGAGGAGCUGCGGAGGAUGGAGGAGCUCCACAGUCAGGAGGUGCAGAAGAGGAAGCUGGUAGAGCAGCGGCAGGAGGAGGAACGCCGGAGGAGAGAGGAGGAGAUGAGGAUGCGAAAUGAGGAGAUGAUGAAGAGGCAGCAGGAGGGCUUCAGAGGCAACUUCCCUGAAAACAGAGAGCAGGAUGUCCGGAUGCAUAUGGGAGGCCACGGGAUGCCCAUGAACAGAAACUCACUGGGCUCCAACUCGGGUUCUGCUGGCGCCGCUGGCUUGAAUGCUGAGAAUUCUCCAAUGAUGGCAGGUUCAGGAAACAACAACAACAACAUGCCUGGAGGAGGCCAGGGAGGCUUCCCCAGAGGCCUCCCUGGAGCCGGAGAAUAUGGACCUAAUAAGCAGCGCAGAUUUUGAAUAAGAUAACAAGUUUUUCCCCUUUUUCAUACUCACUGUAUUCAGUUCAUGUAGUGAGAGUUCAGAAUCGGCAUGUAUUUUUUUGUCUUUUUAUUAUUUUUUUUUUGUACUUAAAAAUGUUUUAAAACUAAAAUGUCAAUGAGCCAUGUGUUUUACUUCAUUUCUCACGAUAAUGUAUUUUUUUUUCUCCAUAGGGAUAGAAAAUGUUUUUGUCCUAAACAUGUCAACUUUUCUGGAAUAAAUUCAUGAUUCCCUA